This is a messenger RNA of Trichoplax adhaerens, 1443 nucleotides long. RefSeq lists its product as uncharacterized. Bases 1 to 1443 code for a protein of 480 amino acids. The transcript has 11 exons. NCBI's taxonomy places the organism in Eukaryota, Metazoa, Placozoa, Uniplacotomia, Trichoplacea, Trichoplacidae. Gene Ontology annotation, biological process: transmembrane transport. The record is from RefSeq and is a predicted model, not a curated record. Gene Ontology annotation, molecular function: transmembrane transporter activity.
AUGAAACGGUGGAAGGUAAUCUCCACCAAUGUGUCUAUUGGCGUCUUCUUUCUCUUAGGAGGAAUUGAAUAUGCUGUAAUUAUACCAACCUUAUUCAACUUUGUUGUCAAUCGAUUUGGUGGUAGCAAUUGGAUGUAUGGCAUGAUAUUGUCGGCAUUCAGCUUCGCUCAACUCUUUUCUAACCCGUUAAUGGGCUAUUUAUGCGACCGCUCCAAAAAUGCUAAAUGGGUAGUCAUCUUUGGCAAUCUAUUCGAACUAGGAGGAAAUUUUUUAUAUUUUGCCGCACCAUCACAAUAUUGGCUGCUUGGGGCUAGAUUAUUAUGUGGCUUUGGUGCUGGAGCUGGUUCGGCUAUACUCGCCCAGAUUGCCAGAACGAGUACAGUUGCUGAAAGAACCAAAGUCUUUUCACUUGCUAUGAUGGCCAGACAGUGUGGAAUGUUGUUAGGACCUGCAUUUAAUGUAUUCCUAAAGGGUCUUCAUUUUAAGAUUGGACCUUUUCAAGUUGAUGCUUUUACGUCUCCAGGAAUUUUCAUGGCAUGUUUAUUCCUGCUUGAUGAAUUGAUGAUAUUAUUCUUGUACUUCGAUCAACCACCACUUUCUAAACGUGAAAGAGACGGCAAUCAAACUAGUGAAAGUACUGAAAAAUCUCCAAUAAUAAAGUCUGGGCGUAUGAAUAAUUACGGAACUGGGCUUGAUGAAGAAUCUCAACAUACAGAUCCGACUGUUGGUAUCAAUGCUAGUUGUUCUAUUAAUGCAUCUUCAGAUGAUGAAGAAAUUCGAAUUAAAAAGCCGAAGAAGAAAGGAUUUUUAGUUGGCAUUUUGCGAGAGGAGCUAAUUGUGUUAUUAACAGCACAAUUUGUAGUUUUCUUCAAUCAAACCUCUUUUGAAACACUAGUGAUCCCAUUAACAGAAGAACUACUUGGUUGGGGUGAAUUAGCAAAUAGCAUCAUGUACGGUGUUGUAGGCUUGCUGGCCAUCAUCGUGUUCUUACUUAUUACGAUAAUUAGCAAGAAAAUAGAAGAUAGAUGGCUUAUGGUAAUUGGGAUUGUAGCGCAAACUUUCUCCCUUGUUUGGGACAUUGGAUUUUUUGGCCAAGCAACGCGACAUACACCAACCAAUUUAAUGGCCUUUAUCAUCAGUACAUUUUUCAUAGUUAGCGGUGUUCCUUUCUUUAUCGUUUCAUCAUCUUCCUUAUUUUCAAAAUUAACAGAUGAAGAAACACAAGGGCUAACCCAAGGUUUCCGACGUGCAAUCGCCAGUGUUGCAACGAUCUUUGGUCCGUUGUAUGCGGGUGGUCUUAUCCAUAAUCUUUAUGCAACGUUUGGUGUCAUGGCCGGCUUAGUUGUGUUUUUAGCUAUCAUUUUGUUCAUGUCUUUUAAAACCUUACGUGAGCCGUCCAAGCAACGUAGAAAAACAGCAGAAUUAAACGAAGAUUCUCAAUAA